AUGGUGGCCACUCAGUCUUUUGAAGGAAAAGGAUGUGGAGGACUUUGGUCCAGCAGAGGCAGAGCAGACUUAAUUUACUGUUGCUCAAGGUUUUGCAUCCUUGGAGGCGUCUGCGUCAUGACACGCUUGGUGAUCUCACGGGCUGGUUUUUGUCAAAAACACCAAGUAUUGGGCUGUGCACACAUCGGAGUUUUGGGUGGAAACUAUGUAGCACGGACACUCUGUCAGGCUAACAUGUCGGAAUGUCAGACACACAGACACACCUUGAACACGGCUUGA
Prunus armeniaca (apricot) is the source of this 279-nucleotide messenger RNA. The record is from the annotation of a GenBank genome assembly. NCBI's taxonomy places the organism in Eukaryota, Viridiplantae, Streptophyta, Magnoliopsida, Rosales, Rosaceae.